AAAAAUAAAUGAAGGAUCAGAUGGCUUUUAACGAAGGAUCGGUGGGACUGUGAGAGAAAGGAGAUAACUUUUUUUAUCCUCUUUACUCUCUCCCUCUUCUCCCCUUUCUCUCCACAUUUGGUUGAGGAGUCUUAAGGGGAAGCAAGGGGUUCGAAAUCUACCGCCGCAGGUGAUCGGGUGGACGUUUUAGAUGGUCUAAUAAGCUAAUAGCUGAUGGAUCAUCGAUUGAGUUAUUGAUUUUACUGAACUUUCCAACCUUUCGUAUUCUGAAUCGGGGGAGUAUGCAGGAGCUAGGGUUUUCCGGGACUUAGGGGUUCCGCAGAUCUUUUUUUUUUUAAUCGGGUUUUUCUCCGCCACCAAUUGUGUUUUUAAAGUUUCUUAUAAAAUUGGGUCAUCUGCGGUUUUUUGUGGUAGUGGUCCCUAAUUCUUCUUCUUCUUCAAAGGAAGACAACUAAGGGAAAGUUAGGAAGUAGAAAAAUGAGCUUUGUGUGCUUUUUCUCCGUUCUUAUUGGAUUUAGAGAAAUUCUUUUUAGGUUAUGUUCACCGAUGUUCUUCCUCUGAGGAUAACAUUUGCUUGUCGCGUCUAUUCGUCGUUGGCCAUAUUUUCGCCUUAUAUUUUUUAUUAGGUUAAGGAGCUUGUUGAAUUUUCGUUAAUCAGUACUAAAGACAGGGCUUUUGGGAAUGGCCUUAGCCUUUACCAGUCUUUCUUAUUGGCUGCGUGGGACAAGAAACCAUGAAAGCUGCAACUCAGCUUUGCAUUCCUCUACUGAUCUACCACCUGUGUUCAGGGAGCCCGAUUCUGUGAAGUUUUUGUCUAUGAAUGGGCCUAGAAUGGGGUCAUCCCCAAGAAGAGUUAAGAGGAAGUGGCAAAGCAGGGAGGAAAGGAGGCUAAGGAUCGACAGAGAUUAUGAUAUGGUAAUUGUACCCUCAGAUGGAGGUUGCUUGUCAGGAUCCGAGUCUGAUGAUUCUGACUGGUCGAUUGGGUGGAUGGAACCCCAUGCUUCUGAUUUCCUGAGUAAUAACAGUGAUAACGAAAACAGCUUUGCUGUUCUUGUUCCCUGCUAUAGCCGUGGCCAGUUUGAGAAGACUGUUAAUCUCAAGAAUUAUGUCUUGGGCGGUGACCAGACUGCCAUUCAGCAAAAUGGGCUUUCUUCUGAGGAUGAUGGCUACAUUGAAAGGUGGCUUUCUACUCUUCAAAACAUGUGAUGUACUCGGUCAGUGCUUAGCCUUUAAAUUGUUCUCCUAUUGUUUGUUACUAUGCCAUUCUGCCUGGAUAGAAAAGUAAAGGGAAAAUCGAUACGUUAGAAUAUAUGGGAAGAAAAGAUUGGAGAUAAAUGGUAUUGCUUGAUGACUGAACUUCUGUAAUUAUCUGGCGAUGUAAAUCAAAGUAUUUGCUGCAAGUCACUGAACACAUGCGUGUAGAAAGUAGCGAACUCUGAUCUCAUAUUAGUUUAUGUGGCUCGUUUUGCUUAGUAAUCGUAAUGAAAUUAUUGAAAGAAUCCAUGUCUUUCUGUAAUUA
Messenger RNA from Dendrobium catenatum, 1519 nucleotides. RefSeq lists its product as uncharacterized. The coding region runs from base 682 to 1206 and encodes 174 amino acids. The transcript has 2 exons. Lineage: Eukaryota; Viridiplantae; Streptophyta; Magnoliopsida; Asparagales; Orchidaceae. The record is from RefSeq and is a predicted model, not a curated record.